UGAGCUCACAGAAGUAGUACUCUAGUUAACAAACCUUAAAUUUAGUCUAGUGAGGAAUAUUAUGAUGAUACCCAUUAAGCUCCUUAAAAAAAUGGGUCUCUAUGAUGUCAAAAUCCAUGGCACUAGUGUUAAGGUAAGGGUAGUAGAUCAUGAAGACUUGAUCAGCUUAGGCCUUUCCGAGUUAAGAUCUGAGGUCACUACUCCAACUGUUGUUGGACUUGUGGUUAAGGAGUCUAUGAUGUUGAAACUUUGUGUCGGAAAUCGGUGCCUGGUGAUUCUAAUGAAUCGCUUGGGUUCAAAUUCAAUACCUCAAUGCCUAAAGAAUUUUCUGGAAGACCAAGAAAUUUGUUUCGUGGGUGUCAAUUUGAUUAGCGGAGUUUAUACUUUGAGGCAAAAUUGGCGAAUAGAAUGCAAGAGCAGAGUUGAAGCGCAGGAGUUGGCUGCUAGAGUUCUUAAGAAGCCCGAUCUUAGUGCUGGAUUAGCAACAUUAGCUGCUGAAGUUGGAAUAGCUUGGGAGGCAUCCAAAUAUCUGCCUUCUUUCAGCUGGGGUGCUUUGGUUUUUUCAGAUGAACAAAUUAAGUAUGUUGUUGAAGAUGUUUAUGCAUCUUUUCUGAUUGGAACCAAGCUUCUUGGCAAGCUUUAAAUUUCAUCUUCUUCCAUCUAGCUGUGUAUUUUGUUGGUCACGCUCAAAUGCUUGAAGUGUUGCAAUGCUUGAAGUGUCACCUGUUUAGUCUUUGUUAUAUGUUUUGCAGGUGCUCAAUACGAGUGUUUAAGGGUAAUUUCUAUAAUAUCCCAUUUUAUGUGUGUGUGUGUGUGGGAGAUUUUAUAAUGUAUAAUCAGAUUAUUUGGUCUAAGCACCCUUCGUAAUAUAAGGUUUUGAAACCAACUUUUAUAGAGAGGAGUUUGACACUCUUCUACAAUAUCCCAUUUUAUGUGUGUGGGGGAGAUUUUAUAAUGUAUGAUCAAGUUAUUUGAUCUAAUGAUUGUGUAAUAUCUUUUGUGAUGUAAGGUUUUAGAAUCAACUCAUAUAAAGAGGAGUUUGAUACUCUUUUAUAGUGGUGUUUA
This is a messenger RNA of Camellia sinensis, 1065 nucleotides long. NCBI's taxonomy places the organism in Eukaryota, Viridiplantae, Streptophyta, Magnoliopsida, Ericales, Theaceae. The record is from RefSeq and is a predicted model, not a curated record.